Penicillium digitatum Pd1 is the source of this 1797-nucleotide messenger RNA. RefSeq lists its product as uncharacterized. NCBI's taxonomy places the organism in Eukaryota, Fungi, Ascomycota, Eurotiomycetes, Eurotiales, Aspergillaceae. The record is from RefSeq and is a predicted model, not a curated record.
AUGAAAACUGCCUCAGAAGGUCAGACCUCUGAGAUUGGUACAUCUAAGAACUUGGAUUAUCAACGUGGCGUGAAGCGCCAGUGCGUCGACCCCACUGAGGCGGAUUACGAGACUGAGGCUGAGAAGCGUGGUCGGUCUUUCCUUGAGACUAAAUGGGAGAUGCAGGCGUCUCGAAAACGACGCAAAUUGCCCGAAUUCAAUUUCAAAAUCCAUGACGAGAGCUCCCAGGAGGUGUUUGGUAUCACUGCGAACCAGCCCGAGGGAACCCUCAACGAUGUUGCCGGCGACAUCGCUACGAAUGCGUCAUCCCAGCCGCUCAGCGAUCUGUGGAAGACUUCCAAGACGUCGGUCUACAAUGACACUACGGCCACCGAACUGAAUUUUACAGCAUCGGAUGCAAUCACGGCACAGGAUCAGCAGUCUUGUUUAUCCAGUCAUGACGCGCCGACUGUGAUCGUCAGUGCAAGAGAGGACAAGACCGAAGCUGUGUAUAUAGAGCCCAUGCAAGACCUGACUCAAGAGCAGGAGGUUAAAUUGGUUAGAUCGGCACUGCGAAGCUCCUUGGAUGGAGAGGAUGCAGAGCUGCUCAACGACUUCCUGUCCAGGGCGAAUGCAAAGCGGGCUGCCAAGGCCACGCAUCCUGACGAUGCGAAAACAACAGAGGCACCUUCCAGUAUGAAGGUGUCACCAGACGUUGAAUGCUCAACACCCCCAGCACGUCGCGUGCUAGAGGAGUUGACAACCAAUUCCCCUUCACCUGUCAAGUCGCAACUCUCUCCUGGUAAAUAUGACGUCAAGCGUGGUGUCGAUGGCGCCGGUGAUCGGGAAGAUAUUGUCCCCAAAGAGAUCAAGGAGGAAACUUCUUCAAGCCCUGCAAAUCGUCGAAGCACUCGCACCAAAGGCUCCAGUACUCCUGCGAUGCGCAACAUCAUCUCAUUGCGCCGAGCCAAAGGGACAGAAUUCGUUUUUCAACAACGCACUGAGACCCAGCAAGUGGCUAUGGCUACAAAACGCAAUACCCGGCUCAACAGGGGUAAAUCUGUAACUCCCAUGGUUGUCCUCGAAGCUCUGGCCCAACAGUCAAGCGAGGCAGAAUCUCAGCCGGGCAGCGUGGAGACUGAUGGCUCAACUCUCAAGGGCACUAACUUCCGUGGGCUGAACAAACCACGAAAGCAAGUGUCGUGGAAUGAGGAGCGCAUGGCCGAAUAUGAAGAGUACAGCGAACCAAUUGACGGGCAGGAAGAUGAAGAGGAGGGUGACCGAUUUACGAAUGAUGUGGGCGCAACCCCUCGCCGGCGACCAGAAAGCAAGCGCACAGCAAAGAAAGCAGAGCCUGGUCAUCGCAGCAGCCGUAGCCAAAUGCAAAAGGCAGACAAGAAUGCAGAUAGUGGGGCCACGGAGAGCGGCUUAACCCCGGCUACUGCACCUGCUACUGUAAACCCGCGCUCACGCCGGGUGAGGCGUUUGGGUGACUCGGUGAUCCCAGGAUCUGGCACCUCAGUUAUGAUUGGAAGCUGCAGCACAAGCAAGCCUCCCGCAGCCUCGGCGUCCGCUGUGGCUGAUAUUGCCCCCUCUACACCUACCAAGGGCCGUCGCAAGCUUGUUCCCAAAUCCCCUAGCUCGUCUAGGUUUCCCGUACGAGCCUCCAGGAGUGCUAACACCAUCACGGAGCAGCCUUUCGUCAGUGGUAUUCCCACUCGCGGCUCACAAGGCACAGACGAUAGACAGCGACAGAGUAUACUUCAGAUGAGCGCAGGGUGCACGCCCACGGCUCGACGUGUUCGUUCGAGAACUUGA